This is a messenger RNA of Orbicella faveolata, 6192 nucleotides long. RefSeq lists its product as uncharacterized. The record is from RefSeq and is a predicted model, not a curated record. NCBI's taxonomy places the organism in Eukaryota, Metazoa, Cnidaria, Anthozoa, Scleractinia, Merulinidae.
UGAACACCUCAACAGGUACCAAAACCACUUUUUUUUAACCCCUUAAAGAUACGAUGAGUACCCCCGUCCUUUUCAUAAGGAGUCCCCCUUCCCGAGGACGUCCGGGAUUAAAGUUAGUAUACACAAAGGAAAACAGAACUGGUCAAAAUCUUUCUGUCCAUAAAAGAUAGUUUUAAUCCUGAUAAGUUUUACCCGAAUUUUAACUUAAUCAUUUUAAAAGGUAUCUUAAUUUUGACACCCAAAAUGGUUACGUGGAUGCUAUCUGGGAUUGUUGAAGUAGGUGCCUUUGGGGUAGUCAGGAAGGCAUCAUCUGAGAUUGAAAAUUGUAUCGUAUCGAUAUUUUUGUACUGCGCAAGUCUGACUCAUAUCACUCUGUUAUAUUUUAGGCCUUCGUAGGUGUCAGUUGUAUUGAGAGCUCCGAGUAGCCUCAUGUAUAGAAUUAAUUCAAGUCAUUGAACCUUCAGUUCGUUAGUGUGUCCACUUCACGAGAAAUUAGCUUCCCAUUUAAACAGAUUAUGUCUUUAGUACUGUAAAAGAUGGACGUAGACGCACAAGGAGAUUUUAUUUGUUUCCAGUAGCUCUUCCGUGGUUAACUACGUUUAAAAAGUAAGAAUGCAGCAUUUACUGUUGCGAUUGAAAAGCCAUAAAGCCGCUGUACAAACGGAUGCCAGUUAGGGAAGUGAAUUGCUACGUUUCAAACUAAUGUUACCCAAUUUGGAUUUUUGACUGGAGUGGAAUACGUUUUCAUUGAUACUUUCAAGAUCAUUUACAGUGAAAAAGACAACUGCUGUUUUAAAUAAUUUAAGGAAUGCUUUUAAAAGUAAGAGAUUGUUCUCUUGCCUAUCUCAGAAGAGGUACACUAUCAAGAGGCGAAUAAGGUACACAAUUGGAGGGCAGUAGAAGCGCAUAAUAAGGGAAGGGGUGAAAACAACUAUCCUAAAGAACUACCAUUUUGCCUUAUAGUUUACUAAAUAUGCAUCGUGUAAUAUAUCUCACAGACUUGGAAAUUCUGGGACAAUACCGUGGGCUGAAAUCAAGAAUAAACCGAAAACGCGGUAGUUCAAAAAUAGCCGGCACCGUAUUUUACCAAAUUCAAUGUGUUUUCGCUCAAUUUCUUGAUCGUUUUACGACUGCGGUCCACGGAUUUCCAAGGAUGAGCUAAAAAAAACUUUUAAAUACAGAAUGCCAUAGCGCAGAUAUGUAACACGCGUUCUGCUCGCAGCUUAAAUAAUUAAUAUAAGAAAUGAUUAGAUAUUUUAUACCCGUAAGGUGUCUUUUUCUAGAAACAGAAAUAACAGAUUUCCGGUACUUUUAACCUGUUCAUGUUAUGUAAUGUUACUUCGCGUGGUUUUAGCAAUUUAUAUAGAAAAGAUACGUAAUUUUAUACUCUAGAGCUUUAAUAACGAGUAGAAAACCUGUGACGGUUAGGUGUAUCAAGGUAUAUUUUAAGGUUAUGUUAUUAAGAUACGUGCUUGUUGAAGACCGCAAGGAGAAACAUUUCCCAAUGGAAGGAUGGAAAAUAGAUGUUCAUUUAGAUUCUUCCUCGAAGGUGUAGCUGUUCAUGUUAAUAUUGUAAAGAAUAAAAAAGAAGAAUAUUUUGUAAUUAAAUACUCUGUGUGGUAUGUUAUAUGGGAAAUGCUACUGAAAAGUUUGAUUUUCUAUAAUGAAAGGAUUUUCAAGAUAUCAACAUUGAACAUUUUUUUCAACCAGGAUGCAUACUUCAAAUAAACUCUCUACGCUUGCUAGUUAGAGCCAUUUUAAAGCAAGACUGAUGUUGGCUUCCUACUUCACUGGUUUGCUAUCAGUGUCGCAAUAUGAAAUCGUUUCCAUAUCAACCACGUAUACUCUCUGUUAGCCUGUGCCAGGCUCUCGGUCAGUGAGGACGAUUGAAAAAGUGGGCUUGUCGCCCGCCCGCUUUUUCGAUCGUCCCCACUGACCGAGAGCCUGGAACAGGCUGCACUCCCACGAUUGGUUCCAUGUUUUCGCUACGGGGUGCGUCAGCUCUUCGGAUCACCAGUACCAGCAAAUUAAUCACUGAUUAACUUAUUGAACCUGGUCGAGGCACGGAUCCUGCACGGAGAGAACAGAACCUGAAAACUUUCGCUCUGUCUGUAUGUAUGCAAACACUAUCGAGGUAUUCAAAUUUGUUGGAUUUAUAGCACUGUAAGAGUGCAAAUGGCAAACUUUGAGAAUUGUAGAUCAUUUGAUGAAACCGCUGAAACUUGGUCGGCUUUCUCCGUUGCGUGCCUGGCCAGGAGUGUCUAACAUUUCGCUCCGAAUGAUUAGUCGAGAUUACGCUUGGGAGUGAUAUAAAAGAUUCUUUUCUUUUCCCUCGUAGAGCAAUUAAAACUAAAAAAAUACACGUUUCUUUCUGUUUUUUUUAGACUAGAGCGAUUUGGAUGGUUCAACUUAUCGCAUGCCCCCGAGACGUUCUGACCACCAAUGUAUAGGAAUCUACCACACGAAUCGUUUCGUGUAGUCAAAUCGGCUUAAAAUUUGCUAGGUUCGAUUUCCGCCGCUUUCUCGAGUCCAAUAAUUUGCUUGCAAUUAUGGUUUGCGACACGAAAACUGUCGUAGAGGUUUUAAACGUGUUUUAAAUCUCUACGACAAAACCAGGGACCCGAUGAUACUGAAUGAUGAAAGUUGCUUCGAUUUCUGCUCGACGCGCACUGCAAAAGUUCGCAUGUGACAAAAAAUUGUAUUUCACGGACUGUCAAUCGUUUCUAAGCCUUUGGCUACCUGUGGUUCCAGAAUGUCGAAGAAUUUCCUGCAAUAUCCUGUUUAACACUCAAGUCGAGUCAAGUAUUUAAUAAAAGAAGGUUUCCAUUGCCAGUCGUUUUACAAGAAUCGAGACGGGAUAUUCUACUAUCACGUUUCUAUGUGUGUACCCCAGGGGUUGUUUUGGAUCAAAGCUCCGCGCUCGCCUUCCGCACGCACGUCAUUUUCCAGUUCACUUUGAUUGAUUCCAGUUCAUUGAGUCAAGGCUUCGUUUGCUCAUAACUCACGCUAUGAAUGAAAACUAGUGAAUCUCAUAAUCUGACCCUAGAAUGAUAAAAGACUAUGCAACGCCCGGUUAUUAGGUCUUAUUAGCCCUGCACUUGUUCAACGGGGGAGCUAAAAAACAUCAGUUGGGGGGGUUGGGGGGAGGGGGGGCUUUUAGAUGGUGCGAGGACGUUAGUACAUUAAUGUCGUUAAUAUGGAAAAGGUGCACAGGCAGGCAAGCUUCAAGGGAAGGGUCUAUAACCACAAGGUCUCAAAAGCAGGGCGACGAGCUUAUGACCGACGUUUUACGGUAUGGCGCAAAUCCUGCACCAUACAAGGAAUUUUCAAGCAGGGGCAAUUAAGAAAAUAGGCACUUUGCAUAAAUGAGGCCUAAAUUAAAAAAAAAAAAAACUUUAUACAUGCCAAACCUCGUGUUAAUGUUUCCAUGCAGACAAAGGAUUUUUCACAUGAAUGUGAGGCUUAGGAUGUAUAAGUGUCGUUAUUCAAAUAUCAGCACCAUGCGUUCGCGCGACUUCCCCUUGGUUCUCGCUUUCUCCCGCCUAGAGGAAACGGAAAAGACUGCUACGCAGGCUAUUUAUGUAAAGGGUAUAUGUAGUCAAUCCCAGAAAUUGCCUGAGCCUCGAAAUGAUUUUAAGCCUCGCUAUCAAGUAGAAUUUGCACGGUUCUUUGAAAGAGAGCCACACUGUGAAAUGGAUGGGCUCGAUUACCAGCCGCUGUUCGAGAAAGGAGCCCGCACUCCUCCCCCGAAGGAGGAACGUACACCGGACUCGAGAAAGCGGCGGAAAUUGAGCCUAUGAAAUGGGUACCGUCGGAAAAUAGAUUUUAUAGUUUACCUUAUGAAUUCAAUAACGUGGGAGGCGAGCAGAAAUUGAAUAGGACCACGGGCUCAUUUCCCAAUAGUUACACUGUGUCACUUGGUUUGUCACACUUGUAGUUCGUUUUGGUUUGGGCCUGGGUAGGGUUUAUCGUCUUGCCUUUUAUUGCCAGACAAAUUGUGUAUAUGAAUGAAGAAGGGCUCAUACGAAGACACAAGCCUUGAAACAAUAGACUUCAAGUGUCGCUUAGAGUGGAUCAAAGAAAGAUAAACGUACUUAGGGAACUUUUAAUCUACACGGUCUAAGAAAAGAAAAUAAUUACAAACAAUUUUUACACAAAAAGCGCGCAUACAAAUUGAAUUCAACAUCUUAGAGGCCUGGUGUUAUUGAUCUUUCAUACAAUAUAGUUCUCCUUUGGGCAGCAUUUCAAAACGUGAAUAGGCGGUCUUUGUUCAAGUCUUAAAAAUACAAGGCGCGGUGCUUCAGCUUUAUUUCCAUCAUAAUGUACAACCUUCAGUCGUGAAUAGAUUUCAACGAUAUAGUUGACAUUUGCACAGAGCUGUGUCCACAAACGGCUUAUGAUUUCGAAUAUAUGCAUAAUAAAAGAUGUCUGCAUUUAAACAUUUCGCGCAGGGUGGCCGUUUUUGUUUGCGAAAAUAACAUCACAUCGCGCGGGAAUCAAAGCAUUUCGUUGUCCAAACGCCGACUAGCAACCUCAAAAGUGUUAAUUAGUAAUUGUUUCGAAGGAAAACGUGAAGAUGUGCUCUUCAGCGUUGAAGAAAUUCGAUAAACAUAACAGCAAACGAGAUUCGUCCUGCAAAGAGUUGCGAUGUGCUUACAUGAAGCCAGGAGAAAUAAGCAACGAAUAAUCAUUGCAUUUGCAGCUCUUUGUCGAAACGUUGGCUGUGGAGCCUAGAGGAAUAGCUAGAUAAUCCACAUCCAUAUUUUUAAAACAGUCUAUAACGACAUCUCAAGAGGCAACCGGUACAAAAAUGGGACUCAGUGAACUAGAAGAUUUACAACAGCGUUAUACUCGCUUGGAGCAACUUUACAGCGAGGCUGUCAGAGCAAGGGACGAGGCCGUUGAAGAGAGAGACAAGGCAACUGUUCUUAUCGCGCUUCAACUGGAAAGCGAAACAGAAGAGCUGAACAAACGGAUCGAAAUUCUGCAGAGUCAAAAUAAGAAACUGUAUGAAGAAAACGAGGAUUUGAAAAUCCGGUUGGGCUACGCUAAGGACGAUAUAAACAAAUUACAACAGAGACAUAUUGCGCUUCAACUCGAACAAGAGAAGUGUUUACAAGAGAGAGAAGAUGCCUUAGCUCGAGUUGAAGAAUUUGAGAACAGCAGAGAAACAGGCGAGGUUGUCAAAGAAGAGGAUAAACAAGGCGUCGGGAAGAUGGCGAGCGAGAAAACGGUACGUUACCUUAAAUAUCAGAAAUAUAUUAGCAUUAGUAAAAGUGAAAAGGUGGUUCAUAAUGAAUUUGAAUGGCUAAGUUUAUAUAGUGACUCCUCUUAAGCCGUGAAUUUUAUCGUCACUGUAUUACUAUGUAAGCAAAGGUUUUGUAAAGCAUAAGCAAGUGAAAAUUAGCGAUAAGAACGAAUCUUGAGCGAAUUUUCUGACAGUUUAUCUUUUUGCAUUUGAACUUGAAAAUGGUGUCACGAUGUCACCGAAAUGUUGUUCUUUCUUAUCGCUAAAUUUUACUUGUUUACACUUUAUUACUCUCCAAAUAUUUUGCGUUCAAACUCUGCUUGGUUGUUGUCCCGAGUGUUGUGUGCAAAAGUCUUCAAAGACCACAAAAGCCCACAAAAGCUGGACUUACUUAUAUUUGCGAAGCCAACCAUAUAUUAGUUUGAUCGGUAUCAAUUUUUGUCUACGUCUUGUUUUUUCUCCAAAGGAUUUGAAUGAUAAAUCAAUUAAUUAAUAGUUUGAUGUAUUUAUUCAUUUACUUCAAUUGUAUCUCUGAUUUAUCUAAUUUGAUGAUAAGACAUGUUCCUAACCGAUGACGCAUUUCAUGGUCUAAACGCAGUGUCGUCUCAUCUCCUAAGUCAAUUGUCGAGUCAUGUUUCUCAAGUGCUGACGCAACUAAUCGCUUUUGGCCGAUGCUAUUUCCUCGUACCGCAGUUAUCAAUAUAUUUUUUCUAGUUAAGAGAUAAGAUGUGCGACGUGUUUGAAGCGAUGCCGCAUUUCAUCCCUAGGGAAAUAAGCAAACCACCACGACGAUGGCAACGAGAACGUCACGAAACAAAAGGCUUAAUUAGCAAAACAAUAGCUGUGCACGUGCGUUACAAAUCUUUGCAUAUUUCGUCGACGUCCUCUGUAAAACAAGAACGUGAAACGACCAAGCUCUGCGUAGUCUGAGGAACGCGAUCGAU